AUGUAUAGAAAACCUGAUAAAGUAAGCCAGGAAGAUCAAAUACGACGUCAUCGGGCUGACCGAGACGAGAAGGCAUCGCCCGCUGCACGCUGUAUUCGAGAAUGGAGAAGAACUUUUCCUCAGAACACACGACAACAGAGGCAUCAAAACGCACUUGGUCAUGAACAUCGAUUCUUAAGAAAGCUUGACCAAUCAAGUAGGACGUUUGCAAUUAGAAGAGGUGACUCAAAAACAGCUCUAACAAUCUUCGUUGACUACGCAACAACAUCAAGCUACGAAGGAGAGGAGCUGGAAGCGUUCUAUAUUGAUCUGGGGAGGAUCAACAGAGAAGACCACACCUUCUCCAUGACCAUCGUCUGUGAUUUUAACGCAAAGAUUGGCCCUAGAACGUCGAGAUUGGCAAGAAGCAGGUUCCGCCCAGUGGAGGCAAGGCCUGCUUGA
Molecule: messenger RNA, 441 nt
Organism: Haemonchus placei
Lineage: Eukaryota; Metazoa; Nematoda; Chromadorea; Rhabditida; Trichostrongylidae
Source: the annotation of a GenBank genome assembly